AUAAAUAAAUAAAUGGGAAGAAAUCUCGGCUCUGUAUGUCUGAGCUUUGCAAUGGCGAUUGGUUCACCCACACCAUGGACUGGCGAUUACAGUCUUCUUCUUCCGCUGAAUUUUAUUCACAAUAUGUAGGAAGAUAGGGUCGCAAGCUCGCGGUGAUGUGCUGCAGUCUCAAUUUUAUUUAUUUAUUAAGUUGAAGUAGUGAGCUGGUUGUGUCGAUGUUCAUUUGCUGGCUUUGAUGCGGCGGGUGAAUUGGUAAUGACAUGUUCUCUGGAGUGAAUACACAGACCUGUCAAGAUUGAUUUGAUAACUGAAGCAUUGGAGGCUUUCAGAUUACUAAAGAUAGAUAUCAGAGAUCCUCAAUUUUGAAUAGUGAACUGAAGUUGGUUUUCUUAAGAUACAACAUAGAUGGAAACGGCCAGACGUUGGUUUGCAAAAUACCGAUCGAAAGAGAAACAUGGUACUUCAAGCAAAAAGAAGGAAGCCAUGCCUCAUGGGACAGAUGGUUCAAAAACGCCAUUGAAUGACGACACUCCUUCUAAUGCAACCCAGCAGAAGGUAGCUGCUGCCAAGCAGUAUAUAGAAAAGCAUUACAAGGAACAGAUGAGAAGCCUGCAAGAACGUAGAGAACGUCGCUAUAUGUUAGAGAGGAAACUGGCUGAUGCUGAGGUCUCAGAAGAAGAGCAGAACAAUAUUUUAAAGUAUCUCGAGAAAAAGGAAACGGAGUACAUGCGUCUUCAGAGGCAUAAAAUGGGUGCUGAUGAUUUUGAACCACUAACAAUGAUUGGAAAGGGUGCAUUUGGGGAGGUUAGAGUCUGUAGGGAGAAGUCAACUAGCCAUAUAUAUGCCAUGAAAAAGCUUAAAAAGUCUGAAAUGCUUCGUAGGGGCCAGGUCGAGCAUGUUAAAGCAGAAAGGAAUCUACUUGCCGAAGUGGACAGCAACUGCAUUGUCAAACUUUAUUGCUCUUUCCAAGAUGACGAGUAUCUAUAUCUAAUAAUGGAAUAUCUCCCUGGUGGAGAUAUGAUGACUUUGCUGAUGCGUAAAGAUACAUUAACAGAAGAUGAAGCAAGGUUUUAUGUUGGAGAAACAGUUCUUGCGAUUGAAUCUAUCCACAAGCACAACUAUAUUCAUAGAGACAUCAAGCCCGAUAAUUUGUUACUUGACCGGAAUGGCCAUAUGAAACUAUCAGACUUUGGAUUGUGCAAACCGCUAGAUUGCAGUAAUAUUCAAGAGAAGGAUUUUUCUGUGGGAAGUGCUUAUAGUGGACCUCUUCAAAGUGAUGGACGCCCUGCAGCACCUAGGAGAACGCAGCAAGAGCAGCUGCAACACUGGCAGAGGAACAGAAGGAUGCUUGCUUAUUCAACUGUUGGAACGCCUGAUUACAUUGCUCCUGAAGUUCUUCUGAAGAAAGGAUAUGGGAUGGAAUGUGAUUGGUGGUCUUUGGGGGCUAUAAUGUAUGAGAUGCUGGUUGGGUAUCCACCAUUCUAUUCAGAUGAGCCCAUGUCUACUUGCAGAAAGAUUGUAAACUGGAGAACACAUUUAAAGUUUCCUGAAGAGGCAAAACUGUCACGGGAAGCCAAAGACCUCAUUUGUAAACUGUUGUGCAAUGUAGAAAAAAGGCUCGGAACAAGAGGCGCUAAUGAGAUUAAGGCUCACCCGUGGUUCAGAGGCACUGAAUGGGAUAAGUUAUAUCAAAUGAAAGCUGCAUUCAUUCCCGAAGUAAAAGAUGAAUUGGAUACUCAAAACUUUGAAAAGUUCGACGAGUCUGACAAUCAGGUCCCAUCAACUACAAAAUCAGGUCCAUGGAGGAAGAUGCUUUCAUCUAAGGAUGUCAAUUUUAUGGGCUACACCUAUAAGAACUUCGAAAUUGUGAAUGACCACGAAGUUCCGGGAAUCACUGAACUGAAGAAGAAGAGCACCAAACCUAAGAGACCUACUGUGAAGUCUCUUUUCAGUGAGGAGUCUAACUCCACAUCCAACCAACCUGCACAGGGCAGUUUCCUUAAUUUAUUACCUCCCACGUUAGAAGACUCGAGACCAUAGUACGACCCCGUUUUGAUUGAACUGGAUAGCGUUGUUGUUUGCCGAGCUGGAUGUCUUCAUCUGGUUGUUAUUUUACUGGCGGUCUCCAUGAUGAAGACAAGACCAGUGCCUUUUCCUCGUAUCCAGGAGAUAUUUAUUUGUUUCGCAUUCGAUUGACAUGGUUUUGUUUUGUGCAUAAAAAUGAUGUCCUGAAUGUACAUAUAGAUUCCCUCCAUUUGUAAUUCUUUCUUCGACACACACACACACACACAGACACGUACACACGCCGCUGCCGGCUAGCCAUCCGACGAUUCAUUGUUAAGUUGUUGCAAAUUCUUGUUGCAGUCAGUGUAUGCUUGGUUUUUUACCAAAAAGAAUGUCGAGGAAUCUCUAGUGUUUGUUUGUUUGUUUGUUA
Molecule: messenger RNA, 2434 nt
Organism: Andrographis paniculata
Lineage: Eukaryota; Viridiplantae; Streptophyta; Magnoliopsida; Lamiales; Acanthaceae
Exons: 14
Coding region: 406-2040 (544 amino acids)
Biological process (GO): peptidyl-serine phosphorylation; intracellular signal transduction
Molecular function (GO): protein serine/threonine kinase activity; ATP binding
Source: RefSeq, a predicted model, not a curated record